Molecule: messenger RNA, 2267 nt
Organism: Closterium sp. NIES-67
Lineage: Eukaryota; Viridiplantae; Streptophyta; Zygnematophyceae; Desmidiales; Closteriaceae
Source: the annotation of a GenBank genome assembly
AGCAUCCCCUAUCUCGCCCCAAAACCGGAUGCCGUCCAAACCACUCCAAGCACAACUUGCCGAUUCGAUGCUCACCAGAAAAUAAGGUCGGCCAGCCCUUGCACUUGGACUCGCGAGCCAACCGUGACGCCCAUGGCUGAGCCAGCAGAGUCCACCCCAGGGCCCGUCGCAAAGCCCGCCGGAGAGGAGACCCCGGCUCCCGCCGCAGAGCCUGGUGCAGGGCCCACGGUCAUGUCCGUAGCAGCGCCGCCGGCUGUGGUGUCCCUCGUCGUGAACAAGCCCGUCACCCACCGGCCGUGCCGUCUCCGCAUGGGCCAGCAGCAACUUACCCACCCUGACCAGCAGGAGCAGGUGCAGCCGCGGGAGACGCAGGCGCGCAGUGUACCCCCGCGGCGGAGAGCCUUCUGGCUGACUUCCCUGGGCUCGCUGCUCGGCCGCAAGGUGGCGGGAUUGCUCUGGCCGGCGCUGCACAAGCUCGCUCUACGGUUGCUCGUCGACGCUCUGGGCUUCGCCGUUGGGCUGACCGCCUCUCUCGCUGCCGGAUGCGUCCUCCUGGACAGGCGGCGGUCGUUUGACGUCGGCACUCCUCAAGUCCGUCGGGUGCUCGCAGUGACAGACGAGGCCCACCUGGAUCGGCUCCGAGGCUCUCUGCCAGGCUGGGUAAAGGACCCUGGACUAGAGCCGGCUCGGUGGCUGAACCACGUCAUUGCGCGCUUCUGGCAUGUGCUGGACCCCGCGCUUAGCAAAGUAUUCGUCAACAAGCUCUGGCCGGCCAUUUGCAGGCGUAAGGGACUCCCAGAGGACCUGCUCCAGAUUCAGAGCUUUUCCUUCGGAUCGUUUCCACUUGUGGUGGAGUAUGUCAAGGUGGUCGAUUCUCAUGAGUCUGCAGCAACGUUCGAUAUCAAGCUGCAUCUCGCCACUAAUUCCAAUGCAAGAGCCAUUCUGACCCUGCCCAGGGAUGUCCUCAAAUUGCCAGCGAAUGAGGAUGAUAGUGGCUGUGCGUCCACUUUGCAGCUGUCGCACUUCGUGGGGAGCGCCAUCAUGCGCAUGUCGUUCUCCCCGCUGGUCCCCAGGUUUCCCUGCUUUGGGGGCGUCCAACUGUCUUUCAUGGAGAAUCCAGAUAUUGACUUCUGUCUUUCCACAUAUGCUGGCUUUGAUCUAAUGGCGCUGCCUGGCACCUCGUACCUUUUGCGAAGGAAGAUGCGUUCCUCCAUUGCUGGACGGAUGCUGUGGCCAUACCGGUGCACAAUCCGCACAAAGGCAGCAGUGGCAAUGGAUAUGCCCAGGCGAGCAGUUGGCACCGUGACGGUGGAGAUAGUGGAGGCCACAGGGCUGACUCAAGCAGGAAUCUUCAUGUCCCAGAAUAUCCUGUAUCCGUCACCCUUUGUCAAGGCUUACAUUGAUUCAAGUCAUGCGGUGUGCACUGCAACUGAGUCGUUUACCUGCGACCCUGUGUGGCGUGAGGUGGUUCGCCUGCCUGUAAAUGAUCACGAGACAGAUGCCCUGACAUUUGAGGUUCAUGACGCCACAGCACUUCUGGUGGAGGGGUUGAUUGGUUCCUGUGUUCUUCAUGUCAGCAAUUUGCAGCCAGGAACACCGCAGCACUUCACACUUGGGCUUUGGAGCAACCGUGGCCUACCAUGUGGUGAGCUGGAGCUCAUAGCCACCUUCCGAAUCCUGCAAAGCGAGACAAUGCCUCGAAAGCUUCUAUCGGAAGACUCGGCCCUGGCGAAGCCUGGAAUGCCACCUCGCUUGCAGAUUCUUGCUGAUGGGCCUGGCUUGCUGGAAGUGGCGGUGUGGAGAGGUUUGGAUCUAGACGCAAGCAGUUGGAUGGGAAGAAACCCCGAGGAAGCUCAAUUUCUGUGCAAGCUGUUCCUUGCUGGAGAGGAACGAGUGACCAAGGUUGCUGAAGGGAGGGGGAAUCCACAAUGGGAAGAAUCGUUCGAAUUUCUGCUUGAUCACCCACCAGCAACUGAGAAGCUCCUGGUUGAGGUGUGGAACAGAAUGCCAGAAGCAAUGCUGGUUGCUUCUGCAGACAAGUUAGUGGGUUCAGUGGAGAUUCCCUUGUGUGAUGUGCUGAAGAACAAACGCAUUGUUGAUCUCUUCCAGCUCCGUCACACAAAGCAGGGUAUCUAAAACUGGAACUUCAGUGGCGCAUGCUGAAACCAGCUGAUUAGGCUGAAUGUGGUAGUACAGACUGCAGGGAAUGUUGGUGUUGGUGCGUGUCAUGCCUUGCAAUAGUUGGCGAAUAAAAUGGCCAAGCCAAG